Molecule: messenger RNA, 2842 nt
Organism: Plutella xylostella (diamondback moth)
Lineage: Eukaryota; Metazoa; Arthropoda; Insecta; Lepidoptera; Plutellidae
Gene: polo
Product: Serine/threonine-protein kinase polo
Biological process (GO): mitotic spindle organization; protein phosphorylation
Cellular component (GO): nucleus; centrosome; kinetochore
Molecular function (GO): ATP binding; protein binding; protein serine/threonine kinase activity
Source: RefSeq, a predicted model, not a curated record
UCUUUAGUCUAUGGUCAACAGAAUAGUUUUUAUUUUUAUUUUAGCUGGUAUCAUUUGGUAGAAAAUACUGGAUGGCGAUUGGCCGAAAUGAUGCAACGGUUCACAAACAUCAACUUCAAAUCAAAUGUUCAAACACGCAGCCGUUUGAAAAUCUCCUUUGUGAAUUGAUACAAUCAUCAAAAGUUUAUUGUUAUUUUAACAUUUAUUUAGAAUUUAGUGUAUAUUUAAGCUAGUGUAAAAAUGACGUCGAUCAAAGAAGAUGAAAAGAAGGAAAUUCCUGAAAUUAUUCAUGAUCCUCAAACUAACAGCACGUAUCAGAGAUUGAGAUUCUUUGGCAAGGGUGGCUUUGCGAAAUGCUACGAAAUCCAAGACAUAGCGACCAACCAGAUAUGGGCUGGGAAGAUAGUGUCCAAGAAGCUGAUGGUGAAGUCCAGCCAGAAGGAGAAGAUGGCUCAGGAGAUCUCCAUCCACCGCUCGCUGCUGCACAAACACGUCGUCGGCUUCCACAGCUUCUUCGAGGACUCCCUCAAUAUUUACAUCAUACUUGAACUGUGCAAAAGACGGUCAAUGAUGGAGCUGCACAAGCGUAGAAAAGCAAUCACAGAGCCGGAGACGAGGUUCUAUAUGCACCAGAUCCUGCUCGGAGUCCAGUACCUGCACAGCCGGCGCAUCAUCCACCGAGACUUGAAGCUCGGAAACUUGUUCCUUGAUGAUGAUCUCCAUGUCAAGAUAGGAGACUUUGGUCUUGCAGCACGAAUUGAAUAUGACGGUGAAAGAAAGCAGACUUUAUGUGGCACCCCCAACUACAUAGCACCAGAAAUCCUGACGAAGAAGGGGCAUUCCUUCGAAGUAGACAUCUGGAGUUUGGGCUGCAUCAUGUACACACUGCUGGUGGGGAAGCCACCGUUUGAGACUUCCACACUCAAGGAUACAUACAAGAGAAUCAAACAGUGCGAGUACAGGAUACCAUCCUCCUUGCGCAAGCCGGCCGCCUCUAUGAUCGUACUGCAGCUGCAGUCGAACCCGGCGCGGCGGCCGUCGGUGGACAAGCUGAUCCAGCACGAGUUCUUCUCUUCGGGCAUCAUGCCGGGCGCGCUGCCGCUGUCGUGCCUCACCACCGCGCCCAGGACCGACCAGCUCGAGGGCGUCUCGCUGCAGCGCCGCCCGCUCAAUGAGCUCAAUGGCGACCAAGUGAUGGCGGUGGACUCGCCGGUGAAGCGCGAGGGCGCGGAGCCGCGCGCCGUGGAGCCGUCCUCGCACCGGCAGAACCUCAUCGCGCUGCGCGACCAGCUCGCCAAGCUGCUAGGCAACAAGCUGAUGUGCCGUCCGGAGUGUCUCACAGACGACAUGAGCGACCCGGCGGCGCAGCCCCUGGUGUGGGUGGGCAAGUGGGUGGACUACAGCGACAAGUACGGCUUCGGCUACCAGCUCUGCGACGAGAGCGUCGGCGUCAUGUUCAACGACACUACGAAGCUCAUCAUGCUGGCAAACGGAGUGAACGUGCACUACAUAAACCGGCAGGGGCAGGAGCAGUACAUGACGAUGCGCGAGUACCCGCCCGAGCUGGACAAGAAGAUGAAGCUGCUCACCUACUUCCGCAGAUACAUGACCGAGCACCUCAUGAAGGCUGGUGCGUCAGUCCCAGUGCGAGAGAGCGACGGGCUGUCCCGACUGCCGCAUCUGCACCAGUGGUUCAGGACCACGCUCGCCGUCAUUAUGUAUCUCACAAACGGAACGUUACAGAUAAACUUCCAAGACCACACGAAGAUCAUCCUGUGUCCGCUGAUGCAGGCGGUCACGUACAUCGACGUGGAGAAGAACUUCCGCACCUUCCGCUUCAGCACCAUCGAGGAGCAGGGCUGCGACAAGAAGCUCUACACCAACCUCACGUACGCGCUCGAGAAGCUCAACAGUGUGCUUACAAACAAGCUCUGCUAGUCCACGCCCGCUAACUAGAUGUAAUUAAUGAAAUGAACUUCGAACGACUACGCGGGAGCGACGACGAGUGUCUUAGGCUCUAUGCACACUCGCCUAGGGAGGUUAACAACACUCUUAAUUUAAUUAGCCCUAAUUUUAGUACUUAUUUACCUACCUACUACCACUUCUAUUUUCAAAUUGUGAUAAGUUUAACGUCCCCGCCGCGGGAUGGGCCGGCUUCUACCGGAAUCCGCUAUAUUUAGCCGCAUAUUCCACCGGAAAUCUUUUAUAUUUAUUGGUUUAGUUAUUUGCGAUAUGUGGUUGCAAGAAUUACAUUUUUUAAUCUUGUAAUCCUUUUAUUGUAGGGAAGUGUUCGAUAGUCGAUAGCGUUUCAUAGCCCACAAAGUUAUGUUUAGGAAAUAUAAGUAUGAUAACUCGGCUUGAUGCCUUAAAUACAUUUGACCAUGAUAUUGUUGAGGAAAUUGCAGUUUUUUCUAUUCAAUUUCAAUGUCGAAAUUUUGAUUUCAACUACUUUCUCAUUGAUUCGUAUAGUUGUUAUAAAUAAGCAGCGCCAAGACUGAAGGGGCGCGGUGCGUGCGAGCUCCGCACUCCUGUUGUGAGGGAUUUGUAACAUUUUAUUUAGUUUUAUAUUAUAUUUUUAUAAAGUUUGUUUCUGUGCCUCAGUAACAUCAGAACAGACUUGUAUUCGUAAUGCAAUCUUGAACUUUCUGUGACAUUCCUGACUAUGUUUUGUGCCUCUCUUCUCGCCAACAGCUAUCAUUUAUACUCGUGUUCAGUAUUAGCAACAUUCGAUGAUGUUGAAGCACUGUCGGUUUGUAACCUGCAAGCUCAGAGGUUUGUUACGCGCUGAUUUUACCUCUUGUAUUAAAACUUAACUAUUUGACAAUAAAGUUAUUAAAUGAAA